Molecule: messenger RNA, 1606 nt
Organism: Panicum virgatum (switchgrass)
Lineage: Eukaryota; Viridiplantae; Streptophyta; Magnoliopsida; Poales; Poaceae
Product: tryptophan--tRNA ligase, cytoplasmic-like
Exons: 11
Coding region: 144-1352 (402 amino acids)
Biological process (GO): tryptophanyl-tRNA aminoacylation
Cellular component (GO): cytoplasm
Molecular function (GO): ATP binding; tryptophan-tRNA ligase activity
Source: RefSeq, a predicted model, not a curated record
GGCGAGCUGCCUCUUCGCUUCACGCUGUCCCGCGGGCCCCGCGCGUCAGCGAAACAGGAGCCGCCCGAGGUUUAGCUUGUUCCCCCUCAAUCCCCCCGCGCCGCCGGCGAGCAAGGGAGGGAGGAGAUCUGCUUCGCGGGACCAUGGCGGCGGCGGAGCAAGGAGCGGACGCCGUGAAGGAGGAGGAGGAGCAGGUGGUGAACCCGUGGGAGGUGUCGGCGGGGAAGGGCGGCAUCGACUACGACAAGCUCGUGGACCAGUUCGGCUGCCAGCGCCUCAACGCCGCGCUCGUCGACCGCGUCGCGCGCCUCACCGGCCGCCCGCCGCACGUCUUCCUCCGCCGGGGCCUCUUCUUCGCGCACCGGGAUUUUAACGACAUACUGGAUCUGUAUGAGAAGGGGGAGAAAUUCUACCUGUACACGGGGAGGGGGCCCUCGUCGGAGUCGCUGCACCUCGGCCACCUCAUCCCUUUCAUGUUCACCAAAUAUCUGCAGGAGGCUUUCAAUGUGCCCUUAGUUAUACAGCUAACUGAUGAUGAGAAGUUCUAUUGGAAGAAUUUGACUGUUGAGGAAAGUAAAAGGCUUGCUCGUGAAAAUGCUAAAGACAUUAUAGCAUGCGGUUUUGAUGUUGACAGAACUUUCAUUUUCACGGAUUUCGGUUAUGUUGGAGGCGCCUUUUACGAAAAUAUGGCUAAAGUUGCCAGAUGUGUGACAUACAAUAAGGCUGUAGGAAUAUUUGGAUUCUCACCUGAGGAUCACAUAGGAAAGUGUAGCUUUCCUCCAGUGCAAGCAGUUCCAUCCUUUCCUUCUUCGUUUCCCCAUCUCUUCGCUGGCAAGGACCAACUGCGCUGCCUUAUCCCAUGUGCCAUUGACCAGGAUCCUUAUUUUAGGAUGACUCGUGAUGUUGCUCCCAGAAUUGGUUAUCAGAAACCAUCACUGAUUGAAUCAAGAUUUUUCCCUGCUCUUCAGGGGGAGAACACAAAAAUGUCAGCCAGUGACGCAAAUUCUGCGAUAUAUGUUACAGAUAGUGCUAAAGAAAUAAAGACAAAGGUGAACAAAUAUGCCUUCUCAGGUGGACAGGACUCGAUAGAGCUCCACAGAAAACUUGGAGCUAACCUUGAUGUGGAUGUUCCAAUCAAGUACCUAAACUUCUUCCUUGAAGAUGAUGACGAGCUUGAGCACAUAAAGAAGGAGUACAAGGAAGGAAGGAUGUUGACUGGUGAAGUGAAGCAACGACUCAUCUUAGUUCUAUCUGAGCUGGUUGCUAGGCAUCAGAGAGCUAGAGCUCUAGUGACCGAUGAGAUGGUUGAUGCAUUCAUGGCAGUCAGGCCUCUUCCCAGAAUGUUUGGCUGAUGACAAGCUGGGAAGAACAUUUUUGUUUUUAGGGAGAAUUUAUGGGAUUUGUAAAACUCUGGCUAGUGUGUCCCCUUAUUACACCCUUCUUGGAUCUAUGCGAACCUGGCCAGCCGUCCUGUUCAAGCAGGUUGAUUUUUGUUAUUAAAUCAAUACAUGAUGUUACUUAAAGUUUGUAUCACAAGCAUGGUCCAUCAGUGUAGAGCUUGAGUGCACUUUAUGUGAAUCAGAAGAGAUUGACGCGCUUGAGUUGA